Molecule: messenger RNA, 387 nt
Organism: Nicotiana tabacum (common tobacco)
Lineage: Eukaryota; Viridiplantae; Streptophyta; Magnoliopsida; Solanales; Solanaceae
Source: RefSeq, a predicted model, not a curated record
AUGAGGAUGCUGAGGUGGAUUUGUGGGCAUACAAGGAUAGAUAAGAUUAGGAAUGAAGUUAUUCGAGAGAGGGUGGGAGUGGUACCUAUAGAGGACAAGAUGCGGGAAACAAGACUCAGAUGGUUCAGACACAUUCAGGGGAGGAGCAUUGAUGCACCGGUGAGAAGUUGUGAGCAACUGGCGGUGGUGGGCACGCAGAGAGACCGCAUGAAAAGGACCAUGGCCGCACAGGUUGCUGAAGGCCUGCGGGUUUCUGCACAGUGCGGACCGCACCAUACCGACCGCGGCCGCGCAGCACCCACCGCAGACCACUCAAAAGCGGUUGCGACUGCGCUCGUUUCCUCGCGGACCACGCUGGAGGGUUCAGAGACUUGGCAAUUUUCCUGA